Messenger RNA from Diaporthe citri, 1593 nucleotides. RefSeq lists its product as uncharacterized. The record is from RefSeq and is a predicted model, not a curated record. The transcript is spliced from 2 exons. The coding region runs from base 1 to 1593 and encodes 530 amino acids. Gene Ontology annotation, molecular function: iron ion binding; monooxygenase activity; oxidoreductase activity, acting on paired donors, with incorporation or reduction of molecular oxygen. Lineage: Eukaryota; Fungi; Ascomycota; Sordariomycetes; Diaporthales; Diaporthaceae.
AUGGGGCUCUCCCCCGACUCCUUGAACCAUGGCGACAGCCUCCAGGGCUGGGUCAUGUAUCAAGUCUCCAAGCUGAAUGGAAACCUCACUGGCACGACUCUUACCAAUUCCGGCAACAGCGAGGCCCUUUCGUUCUCUCUUCCAAGGACUCUAUCCAUCUUUGCUAGCCUGUUCUUUGCCUGGUUCCUGGGAAGCUGCAUAUGGUACAGUUACCUGUCGCCCAUCUCUGACAUUCCUGGUCCUUUCUUGGCUUGUUUCUCGAGACUCUGGCUCAUCCAAACAUUACGCCGCGGGAAAGCAGCCAGCGAGCUCGCUGACCUGCACGAAAAACACGGCGCUUUUGUGCGCAUAUCACCCUGGGAAGUCAGCGUUCGCCACGUCGAUACCGUCAAGAAGCUGUACCUGCAGCCGUUGCGGAAAGGUACCUUUUAUGAGUUCGCCACCUAUCCAGACUGGCGCUUCCAAAACCAUUGGUCUGAACCGGAUCCAAAGCGGAAGGUAGAGCGCUCCAAGACGUUCGCUUCUGGAUUUGCGCAAAGCAGCCUUCUGCGCUCCGAGGACGUCAUCUCAGGAACCAUUGCCCAGCUGCUAGACCAUAUGGACGGCUAUGACCAGCGAAAGGAGCCCAUGGACCUGGACAGAUUCUUCACAUAUACGGCUUUUGACGUCGUGGGCGAGAUGCUGUGCAGCAAGCCGUUCGGGUUCUUGAAGGAGGGUAGGGAUGUGAACAAUGCCAUCGCCACGAAUUUCUUCUUCCAGGAGCUGGUGACCUGGGCCUCCCACCUCCGCGAGCUGCAUUACAUAGCCGUCAACCCCAUCAUGACCUGUCUAAGCCUGACGCCAGCUUCCUGGCUGGGCGAGACGGCCUUCGCCGCCGUAAAGGGCCGGAUGGCUCGGCCGGUUAAGAACUUUGAUAUGCUCAGCCACUGGCUGAGGUAUGUCGACGAGAAUCCAGACAAGGCUACCGCGCGCGACAUCAUGGCACAGGCUACAAAUGUCACCGCUGCUGGAUCAGACACCACCUCCAGCUUGCUGCAGUCUGUAUUCUACCAUUUCCUCCGAAACCCCAGGACGCUCGAGAGCGCCAGGGCCGAAGUUGCCCAGACCCGCAACAGCGAGCGCGUGCUGCCGUUCUCCGCGGUCCGAGAGCUCCCGUACCUAAACGCCUGCGUCAAGGAGGUGCUCCGCAUCCACCCGCCCAUCCCCAUGCCGCUGCCACGCCUGGCACCAAAGGGUGGUACCGAGAUCGGCGGGCGCUGGUUCCCCGAAGGCAUCACUCUUUCAGGUUCUCCGUGGGUCCUGCACCGCUCGCGUGCUCUCUGGGGCGACGACGCGGAUGUUUUCAGGCCCGAACGGUGGCUGGGUGACGAUGCCGCCCCGUUGGAGAGGUACUUCAUGCCGUUCGGGGCUGGGUUCAUGUCGUGUCCUGGGCAGCAUCUCGCCCGCGUCGAGGCGUUGAAGCUCACGGCUACGAUAAUCCGUGAGUACGACCUGCAGCUUGUCCAUCCGGAGAAAGAGUGGCAGUGCAAGAUGUUGUUCGCGCAGGUCCCUCACAGUUGGCCUGUCUAUGUGAAAAAGAGGAAUGAAACCUAG